AUGCGGAGAGCCGCCGGGAUGGAGGACUUCGCAGAGGAAGAGGAGCCCUGGUACGACCAGCAGGACCUAGAGCAGGACCUGCACCUGGCUGCAGAGCUGGGAAAGACGCUGCUGGAGAGGAACAAGGAGCUGGAGGAGUCCCUGCAGCAAAUGUACUCCACCAAUGAGGAGCAAGUGCAGGAGAUCGAGUACCUGACCAAGCAGCUAGACACCCUGCGGCAUGUGAACGAGCAGCACGCCAAAGUGUACGAGCAGCUGGACCUGACAGCCCGAGACUUGGAACUGACCAACCAGAGGCUGGUGCUGGAGAGUAAGGCUGCCCAGCAGAAGAUCCACGGGCUGACAGAGACCAUUGAGCGCUUGCAGGCCCAGGUGGAAGAGCUGCAGGCCCAGGUGGAGCAGCUGAGGGGCCUGGAGCAGCUGCGAGUGCUCCGGGAGAAGCGGGAACGCAGGCGUACCAUCCAUACCUUCCCCUGCCUCAAGGAGCUAUGCACCAGCCCCCGGUGCAAGGAUGUCUUCCGCCUGCACAGCUCCUCCCUGGAGCUGGGCCCGCGGCCCCUGGAGCAGGAGAACGAACGGCUGCAGACCCUGGUGGGGGCGCUGCGCUCCCAGGUGGGCCAGGAGCGGCAGCGCAAGGAGCGGGCGGAGCGGGAGUACGCGGCGGUGCUCCAGGAGUACUCGGAGCUGGAGCGGCAGCUGUGCGACAUGGAGGCCUGCCGCCUGCGCGUGCAGGAGCUGGAGGCCGAGCUGCUGGAGCUGCAGCAGAUGAAGCAAGCCAAGACCUACCUGCUGGGCCGGGAGGACCACCUGGCCGAGGCCCUGCUCGCACCCCUCACCCAGGCCCCCGAGGCCGACGACCCCCAGCCGGGCCGCGGGGACGAUCCCGGUGCCCACGACGGCGUCUCCUCGCCGGCGGCCUCCCCCGGCCACGCGGUGCGCAAGAGCUGCAGCGACACGGCGCUCAACGCCAUCGUGGCCAAAGACCCGGCCAGCCGGCACGCAGGCAACCUCACGCUGCACGCCAACAGCGUGCGCAAGCGGGGCAUGUCCAUCCUGCGGGAGGUGGACGAGCAGUACCACGCGCUGCUCGAGAAGUACGAGGAGCUGCUGAGCAAGUGCCGGCAGCACGGGGCCGGCGUGCGGCACGCCGGCGUGCAGACCUCGCGGCCCAUCUCCCGGGACAGCUCGUGGAGGGACCUGCGAGGGGGCGAGGAGGGCCAGGGGGAGGCCAAGGCCGGCGAGAAGAGCCUGAGCCAGCAUGUGGAGGCCGUGGACAAGCGGCUGGAGCAGAGCCAGCCCGAGUAUAAGGCGCUCUUCAAGGAGAUCUUCUCCCGGAUCCAGAAGACCAAGGCUGACAUCAACGCCACCAAAGUCAAGACGCACAGCAGCAAGUGACCCUUUCCCAGCCUGCAGCCUCGCCACCUCCCCAGGGUCCAGGCGGUGGGGUCCUUCGGGCCUGGACCGUGCAGCCUUCCGUGAGUGAGAGAGCCCCUUAGCAGCAAUACAUCACAGCACGUGGCCACUCCAGAGAUGCAUGAGGAACGGCCCCUCGAUCUGGAAGCACAGCAUGUUCCCUGCUGACGUGGGAGGCGGCCAACCUGUCCUGCCUCCCAGGAGCCUCUGGUCAUCCCACGUCAGCCCAAAGGCUUAGCUCAGAGUUUCAAAGCCAAACGCCCCCACUCCCCAGAGA
Messenger RNA from Carlito syrichta (Philippine tarsier), 1690 nucleotides. RefSeq names its product cerebellar degeneration related protein 2 like (gene CDR2L). The transcript has 5 exons. The record is from RefSeq and is a predicted model, not a curated record. Bases 1 to 1395 code for a protein of 464 amino acids. NCBI's taxonomy places the organism in Eukaryota, Metazoa, Chordata, Mammalia, Primates, Tarsiidae.